Messenger RNA from Fusarium pseudograminearum CS3096, 3027 nucleotides. RefSeq lists its product as uncharacterized. The transcript is spliced from 8 exons. NCBI's taxonomy places the organism in Eukaryota, Fungi, Ascomycota, Sordariomycetes, Hypocreales, Nectriaceae. Gene Ontology annotation, cellular component: vacuole. Gene Ontology annotation, molecular function: beta-galactosidase activity. The record is from RefSeq and is a predicted model, not a curated record. Bases 1 to 3027 code for a protein of 1008 amino acids. Gene Ontology annotation, biological process: carbohydrate metabolic process.
AUGAAGCUGUCUAACCUCUUCCUUGCGGCCCUUGCGGCUGGUAGCUGUCAUGCUGUCAACAUCGUCCCCCGCGGUGGUCGUCCAUCCUCCAUCAUUAACAAUGCUCACAAGAGAGAACUCCUUCAAGACAUUGUCACCUUCGAUGAACACUCUCUCUUCAUCAAUGGUGAGCGUGUGACCAUGUUCUCUGCCGAAAUCCACCCUUUCCGUCUACCUGUACCGUCGCUUUAUCUAGACUUAUUCCACAAAGUCAAGGCGAUGGGCUUCAACAUGGUCUCGUUCUACGUCGACUGGGCUCUUCUGGAGGGUAAGCCAGGCGAGUUCCGUUCUGAGGGUUCGUUGGAUCUGCAGCCCUUUAUAGAUGCCGCCCAGGAAGCUGGUAUCUACCUUCUUGCUAGACCAGGUCCAUACAUCAAUGCUGAAGUAUCCGGUGGUGGAUUUCCGGGCUGGUUGCAGAGAGUCAAGGGGUUCUUGAGGACCAAUGCAACCGAUUAUCUUGAAUCAACCGAUAACUACGUUGCAAAGGUGGGAGCAAUUAUCGCAAAGGCCCAAAUCACCAAUGGCGGACCAGUCAUCCUUUAUCAACCUGAGAACGAGUACAGUGCCGCUCAAGGAACACCAUUUCCCAAUCACGACUACUUGAAAUACGUCAACGACCAAGCCCGAAAGGCCGGUAUAGUUGUGCCUCUUAUCAACAAUGAUGCGUGGCAAGGCGGUACCGGUGCUCCUGGAACUGGACCCGGAGCUGUGGAUAUAUACGGACAUGAUGGAUACCCUGUUGGGUUUGACUGCACCAAUCCCUACAAGUGGCCCAAGGACGGCUUACCAACGACUUGGCAUGCAGAGCAUCUAAAGAAGAGCCCCAACACUCCGUACUCAAUCAUCGAGUUCCAAGGCGGCGCUUUCGACCCUCCUGGAGGUACUGGCUUUGAAAAAUGUUAUGAACUAACCAACCAUGAAUUUGCUCGCGUCUUUUACAAGAACAACCUCGCUGCAGGUGUCACGAUCUUCAACAUCUACAUGACUUGGGGAGGCACUAAUUGGGGAAACCUUGGUCACUCUGAUGGAUACACCUCAUACGAUUACGGCGCAGCUAUCAAGGAGGACCGAACAAUCGCCCGCGAGAAAUACUCCGAGAUUAAACUUCAAGGCCAGUUCCUCGCAGUUUCGCCAAACUACGCUGUAGCGACAGCGAGUAACUUCACAACAACAAAAUACACCACCAACAAGAACAUCGCCGUGACAGCACUAACCACGAAGAAAGACGACGCCUUUUACGUUGUGCGACACGAAGAUUAUCGAACGACCAGCUCCGCAUCAUACACUCUCAAAGUUAAAACAUCGGCGGGACAACUCACGAUUCCUCAACUUGGUGGCUCACUUUCAUUGUCUGGCAGGGACUCGAAGAUCCAUGUCGUUGACUACCCUGUUGGGAAGUACAAAGUUUUGUAUUCCACAGCUGAAGUGUUCACAUGGAAAGAUCUUGGUGACAAGACUGUUCUUGUGCUUUAUGGAGGACCCAAUGAGUUGCAUGAAUUCGCUAUCAAGAGUACUUCCAACUCCAAGGUCAUUGAGGGCGAUGGUGUCAAGGUGGAGAAAAAGAAGGGGGUCAGCGUCUUUCAGUUUAAAACUAGCUCGAAGCGUCGCGUGGUUCAGAUUGGAUCCCUUCACGUAUAUCUGCUUGAACGUAAUGCUGCGUAUAACUACUGGGUUCCUACAAUCCCAGGAAAAGGCGACCGCGCUGCGUUUGGAUCCUCUGUCAUGAACCCAAAGGCAGUGAUCUUUAAUGGCGCUCACUUGAUUCGCUCUGUCGCUAUCAAAGGAUCUCAACUCUCAGUUCAAGCCGACUUCAACGCCACCUCACCGUUGGAAAUCAUUGGUGCACCAAAAGGAACUUCCCGACUAGUGAUCAAUGGCAAGGAUACACCAUACAAAAAGUCUAAAAUCGGAAACUGGCUUGCAAACCCAGCCGUUAGUCUUCCAGAUGUCAAGAUAACUGAUCUCAAGUCUCUGGAUUGGAAGUACGUCGAUUCGCUUCCUGAAGUGAAGAAAGAUUACGACGACUCCAAGUGGCCGGAUGCCAAUCUGAAGAAGACAUUCAACUCGAAAUGGCCGCUCAACAACUCUGUGUCUCUCUACGGCGGUGACUACGGUUUCCAUUCUGGCGCACUUAUGUUCCGAGGGCAUUUCACUGCUGAUGGAGCGGAGUCCAAGUUCAAAGUCUGGACUUUCGGAGGUAUGUCAUACGGAAGUUCAGUGUGGCUAGACGACAAAUUCCUUGGAUCAUUUGUUGGCUCAGGACCUAGAAAUAAUGACACAACGACGUAUUCUCUUCCGAAGAUGCAAAAAGGCAAGAAAUAUGUUCUCACUGUUAUUGUGGAUAACAUGGGACUGAACGGUAAUUGGGUGCCUGGCUUGGAAGAAGGGAAGCAGCCACGUGGUAUUCUUGACUGGUCUCUUGAAUCAAGUUCUGGUAAAGAGACGACCAAGAUCUCCAAGUGGAAGAUUACAGGUAACCUUGGCGGAGAGGAUUACGUUGACAAAUUUCGCGGUCCGCGCAACGAGGGAGGUUUCUUUUUCGAGCGCCAGGGCUAUCACUUGCCGUCCCCUCCUCUCAGCGACUUCAAGUCUGGCUCGCCCUUCAAGGGUAUCUCGAAGCCAGGUGUGGCGUUUUACACCGCUAACCUAAAGUUGAACCUGCCAUCCGACAACUUUGACAUUCCGCUAUCCUUCGAAUUCAAGAACAACACUGUCAGCACCGGCUCUUACCGUGCGCUACUUUACGUCAACGGAUUUCAAUACGGUCGAUAUGUGAGUCACGUCGGCCCACAGUCAGUCUUUCCCGUUCCAGAAGGUGUUUUCAACUAUCGCGGUGACAAUUGGAUCGGCCUUGGUCUUUGGGCGUUGGACAAGGGUGCCAAUAUUGAUGGGUUGAGCUUAAAGGCUGGCGUUCCUGUGCAGACUGGCCGAGAACCCGUCAAGUUUGUCAAUGGGCCCAAGUACGCUCAUCGUCGUGGGGCGUACUAG